CUUAUAUUGAAAUUUAACUGUGGCUUUUGAUCAGAAUCUUUUCUUAGGAAGUGAAACCUUUCAUUUUUAGACAGAUAGUAGUAAUAUUUUCGUGAUGAAUAUUUCAGAAAAUGACUAGCACUGAAUCAUCAUAAUCAACGAACUGAGUUAUCGUGUAAAUAAACCCAGGAAGUAGAGGAGGGCUGCUGCUCCAGAUCACUUUUAUUGUUAUUUGGGGCAGUUUUUUGAAGGUAAAAUCACAACAUGUCAGCUCCCCCGCCAUACACCCCAGGACAACAGGGCUACCAACAGGGAUCCCAACAGGGAUACCAACAGGUGCCUCAGGGUUACCAGCAGGGCCCACCUCCAAUCACGAAUGCUCCCGGCACAGGAUACAUGCCAAGUUACCAGAGUGGAGCCCCACCAAGAUACCAAACCAUUCCGGCACCACCAGCUUCAACCACAUAUGUUUAUGUUCGAGGGAACUGCCCCGCUUGCCAGACAGGAACACUUCAGGAUGAGUACACUGGUCUGGGAAUUUGCUUAGCCAUCUUCUUCUUCCCCCUUGGCGUCCUCUGUUGUCUUUUGCUCACUGAAAAGCGAUGCACCCACUGUGGAAUGAGAUACUCCUGAGUGACACUUUAAACAAGGAAUAUUUUCUCAAUGGUUCAUGUAUUUUGUGUUUAACACAGAUUUACGCAGUCUAGUACAAAUCUAGGCAAAUAGUUAUUAAAUAGCUUUAGAAUAAGACAGUGGAUUCUGAAUUUCAAGUUAGAGACAGAGAUUUUGUUAAUAAUACUUCUUACUAGUACCUCUGUGGUCCCUGUGUUGUCUGACGACAGGGGAUUGAUUUAAAACUUUGCAGCUUGGACAUGAGAUGUGGGGGCAGAUCAAGAGAGGUUUUCAGCCUCAGCUUAUCUUGAAGUAUUUUGCUAUGUGUGAGAACAAGCUCUGGUACACAGUAGUUCAGUUGUUUAAUAUGUUUUAUUCCAAGGGCAAAUGACAAUUACAAGAUUGUUAUUGACUAUAUUGUGUCAAUGAAGUAUAAAAUGUUUUUCAUGUUUGCUCUUUAUUUAACCACCCCUACCUGAUAAGGGAGUAAGAGGUAACAGGAUGUGCCUUGCAGCAUACAAAAAAAAAACUAUCUUAGGCUAGGGAGAAGACGUAGAGUCUUAUAAUAUUAUUAAGCAGUAGCUGGGGUCUUCUAUAUCUUAAAUUUUUAUAUGGAUUUCUAAUUAAUUUUAUUAGACAGUAUUUAUGUCUUAAAAUAAUUUCUCAUGUAUUUAAUGCCAAGCCAUAUAUAAUUUGCUUUGCAUGUACUUUAAUUACAUGGCAGUCAUAUUAAAUAGAGCUAGAAAAUUGUCAUACUUUUAAAUUGUUUUGUGUUGUAAUGCAAAGCAAACUGUAUUUAUUAGUUGACUUGUUAUUAACUGUUAAUUGUAAUCUGGUCUGUAAAAUUAUUUUAUCCAGGGCCUGACCAGUUGUAAAUUAAUAAAUGUGGUACGAAACUUAAGUUUUCAAACCUC
This is a messenger RNA of Orbicella faveolata, 1505 nucleotides long. Its product is annotated as membrane protein BRI3-like. Lineage: Eukaryota; Metazoa; Cnidaria; Anthozoa; Scleractinia; Merulinidae. The record is from RefSeq and is a predicted model, not a curated record.